GACAAGAAGGGAGGAAACGGGAGAAUAAAGACAGAAAAAGAGAGAGAGAGAGGGACAGUCACAUCGCUCUCAGGGAACCCUCCUCCAGUCUUGUAAUCUCACACUCGCUCUGCUCUCUCAGGGACUGACACCAUCAUCACCUGAGUGAAGAAAGAAGAACCUGCUUUAAUCAUGGGCUGCUUCACAUUUCUCAAAGUCAUGAUGUUUGUUUUCAACGGCAUCAUCUUUGUGGCGGGGGCAGCCGUCCUGGGGGUGGGGAUCUGGGUGAAGGUGGACAGUGGCUCCAUCCUGGGCUUCAUCCAGGGCAUCAAGGACGCCCCGGAGGGCCUGAACCAGCUGCUCAACGUGGGCUACCUGCUCAUAGCAAUAGGAGCCCUCCUGCUGAUCAUCGGCUUCCUGGGCUGCUGUGGGGCCGUCAGGGAGAGCAGGUGUAUGCUGCUAUUGUUCUUUAUAGUAGUUUUGGUGGUCUUCAUAGCAGAGGUUGCUGGUGCAGUGGUGAUCCUGGUUUUUAAACCAGUGGCAGAAGAGUUGAUCAGCAAGCUGGGCUCUCAAGCAGUUGAUAGCAUAAAAAAGGAUUAUGGAAAAAAUCCAGAUGUCACUGGUCUCUGGAAUGCUACUAUGGAUACGCUAAAGUGCUGUGGAUUCUACAACUCGUCAGACUUUGAUGGCUCUCCUUUUCAAAUGCCCGACAGCAACCGGUACCCACCACAGUGCUGCAAAGACACAACAAGGCCAUGUGGUUCAAAAGAUGCGACCGUGCCUGGCUGUUUCCCAAAAUUCAAGAAAUUGAUUGAUGAGAACUCAGCUGUGAUUGCAGGUGUGGCAUUGGGCAUUGCAGCCCUAGAGAUAUUGGCGAUGGUUUUCUCUAUGACCCUGUACUGUAAAGUCGGCUCUAAGAGCAACUGAGAUCAAGUUACAGCAACUAAUUACAGCAGUGACAGAAGCAUGAUCUUCGGGCCUACUGACACACGUUCUCUGCCUGCAUGAAGCUGAAGAGCCAAGGACCUUAAUGAAGCUUCGUUCAUCUGAGAGUUUCAUCAAAUCUUAGGGAUCAACACAAGAUAUAUUAUGAAAUUCGUUUUUAUGUUUGUUACAGUAUUUAUAUACGUUCUAGUUAUUGACGCUACAACAGGGGCCUUCUGUGCAUUUUCACAUCUGGCACUUUUGUGCAUGCCAGUUGAUUAACAUCACAAACCAAAAAUACAUUACUAGUCAAUAUUGUUGGAAAAUUUCCAAUUUCUUUUUCAUUGUAAUAAUGUAGCUAGAUUGACCGUGGAAUUUAAAAGCUGAUUAAAUUAUUUUUAAGAUUUAUUUUAGCAAUUAACAUUUAAUUGCAACUGUAAAGUUGAUGUUUUUCAAUAAAGCUUUACACUUGUUG
Messenger RNA from Osmerus eperlanus (European smelt), 1378 nucleotides. It is a transcript of the gene tspan34b, whose product is annotated as tetraspanin 34b. Lineage: Eukaryota; Metazoa; Chordata; Actinopteri; Osmeriformes; Osmeridae. The transcript is spliced from 8 exons. Gene Ontology annotation, cellular component: plasma membrane. The record is from RefSeq and is a predicted model, not a curated record. The coding region runs from base 172 to 906 and encodes 244 amino acids.